This is a messenger RNA of Suillus subaureus, 993 nucleotides long. RefSeq lists its product as uncharacterized. Gene Ontology annotation, molecular function: protein-lysine-acetyltransferase activity. Gene Ontology annotation, biological process: mitotic sister chromatid cohesion. Lineage: Eukaryota; Fungi; Basidiomycota; Agaricomycetes; Boletales; Suillaceae. The transcript is spliced from 2 exons. The record is from RefSeq and is a predicted model, not a curated record. The coding region runs from base 1 to 993 and encodes 330 amino acids. Gene Ontology annotation, cellular component: chromatin; nucleus.
AUGAACAAAGUCAAACGCACCUACAGCUCGCGCUCGCGGCUGUCACUCCCGUCCUCCUCACCAUCAUCAUCGCCACCGUCCACAACGAAACGCAAGUGCUUCGGGGAAGGCGGCGAGAACGAGCCCCCAAUAAAGAAACGGAUAACAAUCAAAACGUCGCCUUCGGGGAGGUCGGCAAAGCCAAAACAAAGCGUCCUAAGGCAGCUUCAUUUCUCUAUAGAAACCUCAGUUCUACGAACUUGCACAAUUUGUGGCCUCUCAUAUACACGAGGCGCACCGGACGACGAGUCAUUGCAUCGUGCCCAUUGCUUACGCGUACAAAGGGGAAUGGAGUGGGGGAGAGAGGAAGAACGGGAGGCAGAGAAGGUCGGCGUGGAAGAAAUACAAUCUGCAGUGAAGCUGAAAGAUGGAAAGAAAGGCCGCAUUAUCUGCUUCAAGGCGAACGUUAGUGGGAGAAUUGGAUCUAAGCUUACGAUAUUACUCGAGACGAUAAAUCUUGCCCUUUCAUCCCCUCCGCUAUCAACCGACAUCCUACAAUCAUCGAAGGCAUACCUCUAUCUGAUACCAUCACUGACCAAUUCGCAUCGAGAGAAGAUAGUCGGCUGCGUCAUUGCUCAACGAAUAUCUACUGCCAUGACUGUCGCCGCUCCUUCAGAAACUUUACUUAAGCGUGAUUCCGAUGAAGCCACUCACCGCCACUCACCCCCGUCAUCGCCGACUCACAGGCUGGUCGCAGUCGACACGACCUCGGGGCUCUUUUGCCAUCCAGAGGCCUUGCCUACGCCCCUCGGUAUACCACGUCUAUUUGUCUCGUCGGCACAUCGACGACAAGGUAUCGCUAGCCGCUUGUUAUCAGCUGCGGCCGCGACGUUCAUCCAUGGCUGUCCACUGGACCCUGUCAAUGGCGAUGUCGCGUUUACACAACCGACCGAAGGGGGGCACGCUGUCAUGCAAAACUGGGGCGGAGGAGGCGUAAGAAUAUAUGAGGAGUAA